Linepithema humile (Argentine ant) is the source of this 2105-nucleotide messenger RNA. RefSeq names its product aarF domain containing kinase 1 (gene Adck1). Gene Ontology annotation, biological process: protein phosphorylation. Lineage: Eukaryota; Metazoa; Arthropoda; Insecta; Hymenoptera; Formicidae. Gene Ontology annotation, molecular function: ATP binding; protein kinase activity. The record is from RefSeq and is a predicted model, not a curated record.
AUUGCUACAGGUAAAGCAUGAUAUUACACAUGGUUAUACACAGCCAUAGUUCAACUUGACGCUGACACCUUUGUCGCACGUGGUCGAACUUGGGAUAAAGUUGACUUAAUCCAACUGUGGCUCGUGAAAGUAAAAUAUAGUGGGGAUGCUGACUGAAAUUGUGCAUAAAGUUAACAUAGAAUUAUCAAUGAUUCAUCUAGACGAUAUAUAGAUUAUACGAUGAGGUUAGAAAAACCACUUUCUGGAAAUUCACUGUUUGCAAUCACCAAACCUGAUCUGCGACGUCAUUUGCGUACAGUGCGAAUCCAUACGGACUUUUAAUUGUUAAUUCAUGCUUAUUUGAUAUCAACUGAAUGGCAAUGUUUACAUCCAGAAGGCUACUCAAAGCUGCUGCUAUUGGAACAAUUGGAUUGGGUACUCUGGCUUCUCUCCGAGCAAAUGAGUACGACAUUGGAGCUAUUGGAAUCGUACGGCUGAGUCGUGCUGCGCUCGCGGUGCUUGAUAUAGGUCGUUAUUACCAGAAGGAACUGUACAACAAUAAAUUGGACAGGACGUCCGCAGAAUAUCUGCAGCUGAAAUCAGAUGCUCACAAAUAUGGAGCACAAAAGCUGCUGGAACUCUGUUGUGCUAAUAAGGGAGUCUACAUCAAAGUGGGUCAGCAUGUGGGUGCAUUGGACUACCUGUUGCCCCAGGAAUAUGUGCACACUAUGCGGGUGUUGCACAGUUCAGCGCCUCAGGCUUCGUUUAAAGAUGUGCUCACAGUGAUCAGAGAAGACUUCAGAAAAGACCCAUACGAGAUAUUUCAGAGCAUCGAUCCAGAGCCCUUGGGCACCGCCAGUCUCGCACAAGUGCACAGAGCCGUGCUGAAGAACGGCGAUGUAGUGGCUGUGAAGGUGCAGCAUCGCGCUGUCAAGAGCAACUCCUACGUCGACAUCAAGACCAUGUCGGCCCUGGUGAAGAUCACGUCGCUGGUGUUCCCAGACUUCAAGUUCGACUGGCUAGUGCAGGAGACGAAGCGGAACAUCCCGCAGGAAUUGGACUUCAUUCGUGAAGGCAGGAACGCCGAGAAAGUGCAGAGGCUCUUUGAGAGCUACCGUUGGCUGCGAGUGCCAAAGAUAUACUGGGACGUGUCAUCGUCACGCGUGCUCACGAUGGAGUUCCUCGAAGGCGGACAGGUGAACGAUCUGGAAUACAUGCGUGUUCACCAGCUGAAUCCGUACGAAGUCACCAGUAAGCUCGGUCGACUGUACAGCCACAUGAUCUUCAUCGAGGGCUUUGUGCACUCGGAUCCGCAUCCGGGUAACAUCCUGGUGUGCAACCGCGACUCCCAGGCGGAGAUCGUGCUGCUGGAUCAUGGUCUGUACGCCGACCUGUCCGAUCAGUUCCGCUGGGACUACUCGAAGCUGUGGCUGGCGAUUCUCGACGGCGACCGGGCGGCCAUGAAGGAGUACUGCGAGCGACUCGGCGUCGGCGAUCAUUACGGCCUGCUGUCGUGCAUGGUGUCGGGCCGUACGUGGGACACGAUCGUCUCGGGUGUGCGUAAGACCCGUUACAACGCCCGCGAGAAGGCGGAGUUUCAGCAACACAUUCCGAAUCUGCUGCCGCAAAUCAGCACUGUGCUGGACCGCGUCAAUCGGCAGAUGCUGCUGAUACUCAAGACGAACGACUUGAUGCGCGGCAUCGAAUAUUCGCUGCGCACUCAAUCCAGGAUGUCGGCUAUGAUGGAGAUGUCAAGGUGCUGCAUACGCUCUGUGUACGGCGAGAAACUCAGACGAUGCUCGAGCACGUGGGACAGGUGGCGGGUGUCUUUCGCGGAGCGCUGGACGCUCCUUAAGCUGUCGUUUUAUUACACGUAUCUGGGUUUGAUACACUUCGACCUGAAAACCUCGGUCGAUUCUCUAUGGAACAAGGACUUUUACCCGUUUUAACGACAGCUUCUGUUUAGGUCAAAAGUGUUUGUUAUUUGAUUAGGAACGAAUUGUUGCGUUCUCCCUGAAAGAUCUGUUCAUUUUAAUAACGAACAAAAAAUUGGACUCAAAAAUGUUAUAGAUAUAUAUAUAUUUUAUACUCUAAACUGGUGUAGAUAAACAUAGAUAAUUUGAUAC